AUGCAUGAACAACCAGUGGUCGUCCUUAACGCAGUUGGACAACCAAUUGGUCCUACAAAAAAAAUUAUCAAUGAAUACAGUCGAUUUCUAGGGACUGUGGCUUGGAAUCCUGAGUAUGCACCGCUGAAUUAUUGUGAAUGGCCAAGCUUACCCACACACGACAAAAUGUGGAUGUAUGUCCAAGAGAAGUAUGUGGUACACGAUGCUGGCAAAACAUGGGUGUUGACCACUAUGAAUGCCAUGUGGAAAGAUUGGAAAUGUAGGUGUAAGAGAUUAUACUACUACAAAUAUAACACUUAUGCUGAAAGAUGGAAUAAGCGUCCACCAAUAAUUCCAGAUUACCAAUUCAAACUACUUAUAAAGUAUUGGGAUGCUGAGGAAGUUAAAAAUGAAAGUGAGAAGAAUAAAUCUAAUCGACAAGUGGCGGAUGACUUUCACACUAUGGGUCCUACAUCCUAUGCAACGUUGCAUGAAGAAUUGAAACAACAAGAUCCAAAUAAGGAAGAACCUUCAAAUGCAAAAGUCUACAUCACUUCUCGAAAAAGAAAGCUAGGAAAGUCAUACAAAACAAGCUUCGAUUGUAUUUUUGACUUGAUUUGCAUACACUGUGAAGUGAUAAAGAAACCAGAGCAUAGUGGACGUGUGCGAAUGUAUGGAAAAGGUGUGACAAAAACUUCUCUAAGGAAAGUGAGCACUAACUCGAGCUACAUAUUUCCUCCCGAGUUCUUACAGAACAUGCAAUCGCAAGUUAUGGAUCAAGUACUUGAAGCUAAUCCCCAACUACAGAAACUACUUGAAGCCAAUCUUGAGGUCAAUAGUGUGCUUCCAGAUCUAUGA
Messenger RNA from Amaranthus tricolor (Joseph's coat), 837 nucleotides. RefSeq lists its product as uncharacterized. The transcript is spliced from 6 exons. Bases 1 to 837 code for a protein of 278 amino acids. The record is from RefSeq and is a predicted model, not a curated record. Lineage: Eukaryota; Viridiplantae; Streptophyta; Magnoliopsida; Caryophyllales; Amaranthaceae.